AUGGAGCGGCUCUACCGCGGCGUCGAGGACGUCUGCCGCAAGGGCGACGCCGCUGCCCUGACCGACCGUCUGCGUGAUCGCUGCAAUGCCUGGUUGGCCGGGCGCGAUAUGCUGGGUGGGUUGUGGGAGGGGUUUGAUGCUGCGUCUGCGUCUGCGUCUGUGAGUGGGGGUGGGGAGGGUGGGGGGGGUGGUGGGAAUGCGAAUGAGGGGGCGGGGGAUGUGUUGUUGAAGGGUGUGGUGGGGAGCUCGUCGUCCAAAGGGGGGUCCGCCUCGCCGUAUGGGAAGGCGGUGGUGGAAGGCGUGUGUCGGCUGGUGGACUACUCGCGGUAUGGCGACGAGCGGACCGAUGACGAGCUGUUGAGGCAGGCGAUCAAGAUGUUGAGGCUUUGUGGCGUCUACGGCAAGUCGUUCGAGGCCAUGUUUCUGGUCAUGUCCCAUCGCUACUACGAACAGUUCGCCAGCGAUGUCAGCGCCUCGUACGGCCUCAAGGAUUACAUCACGGCGGUUGCGGCAUUGUUGAAGAGGGAGGGUGCUAGGUGCGACACCUUCAACUUUGAGAGCACCACCAAACGGCAGCUACUGGGCGAUGCCCACCACGUUCUCAUCGAGAGAUACGCCAAGAAGCUGCUCGACACCGGCAGCGUAGCGAAGCUGCUAGACGCCCAAGAUAUCGAAUCUACAAAGGCGCUUUACGAGCUGCUGAAGCUGUCUGGCCUGCAGAAACGGCUGAAGGGCCCUUGGGAACAGUACAUCCGGGAGACGGGCUCCGCAAUUGUCAGCGAUACCGCGCGGGGAGACGAUAUGGUCCUCCGCCUGUUGGAGCUAAGGCGGUCCUUGGACACCAUGAUCCGGGACGCUUUCUCCAGGGACGACGUCUUCCACUACGCCCUCAGGGAGUCGUUCGGCAACUUUAUCAACAGCAGGAAGAAUACCUCGGCGUGGGGCACAGGAACCUCCAAGGUCGGCGAGAUGAUUGCCAAGUACAUCGACAUGCUCCUGCGCGGGGGUCUCAAGACGCUCCCGAAGUCGCUCCUGUCGGACAAUAAGGACAGGGCGGAUGCCGAGAUGAGCGGCGUGGCAAGUACGGGCGACGAAGACUCCGAACUGGACCGGCAACUGGACUACGCCCUCGAACUGUUCCGCUUUAUCGAAGGCAAGGACGUCUUCGAAGCCUUUUACAAGAAAGACCUGGCGCGGCGCCUGCUCCUUGGUCGCAGCGCGAGCCAAGACGCCGAGCGGAGCAUGCUCGCAAAGCUCAAGGUCGAGUGCGGGUCUGGCUUCACCCACAACCUGGAACAGAUGUUCAAAGACCAGGCGCUGGCGAAGGAAGAGAUGACAUCCUACAAGCAGUGGUUCAGAGGCACGGGAAAGAACGAUGGUGGCGUCGACCUGACGGUCAACAUUCUCUCAGCUGCGGCGUGGCCGACCUUCCCAGAGGUGAAGGUCCUCCUCCCCAAGGAGGUGCUCGAGCAGGUCAACACUUUCGACAGCUACUACAAAUCCAAGCAUACCGGCAGGCGGCUCACCUGGAUGCACAACAUGGCACACUGCGUCGUCGGAGCCCGGUUCAACCGCGGUUCCAAGGACCUGCUCGUCAGCGCGCCGCAGGCCACUGUCCUGAUGCUCUUCAACGAGGUCGAAGACGACGACCCCAAGAGCAAAACCGCCGGCGUGCUCUCGUACGAGCAAAUCGCUCAGUCUACGGGCCUUCAGGGGGGCGAGCUCGACCGCACUCUGCAGUCCCUCGCCUGCGGCAAGGUUCGCGUGCUAACCAAGUCUCCCAAGGGCCGCGACGUGUCCCCCACCGACACCUUCACCGUCAACAAGGCCUUUACGGACCCCAAGUUCCGCAUCAAGAUCAACCAGAUCCAGAUGAAGGAGACAAAGGAGGAGAACCGCGAGACCCACCAGCGCGUUGCUGCCGAUCGGCAGUUCGAGACGCAGGCGGCCAUCGUCCGGAUCAUGAAGAGCCGGAAAAAGAUGACACAUUCACAGCUGGUCGCCGAGGUUAUCGACCAGACGAAGAGCAGGGGGUCGGUGGAUCCCGCCGAUAUCAAGGCAAAUAUUGAGAAGCUCAUCGAGAAGGAUUACCUGGAGCGUGAGGGUGGAUCGUAUACCUACUUGGCGUAA
This is a messenger RNA of Chaetomium globosum CBS 148.51, 2130 nucleotides long. RefSeq lists its product as uncharacterized. The coding region runs from base 1 to 2130 and encodes 709 amino acids. Gene Ontology annotation, biological process: protein ubiquitination; DNA damage response; ubiquitin-dependent protein catabolic process. Gene Ontology annotation, cellular component: Cul4-RING E3 ubiquitin ligase complex. Gene Ontology annotation, molecular function: ubiquitin protein ligase binding. The record is from RefSeq and is a predicted model, not a curated record. The transcript has 3 exons. Lineage: Eukaryota; Fungi; Ascomycota; Sordariomycetes; Sordariales; Chaetomiaceae.